Molecule: messenger RNA, 2798 nt
Organism: Zeugodacus cucurbitae (melon fly)
Lineage: Eukaryota; Metazoa; Arthropoda; Insecta; Diptera; Tephritidae
Exons: 3
Coding region: 423-2729 (768 amino acids)
Source: RefSeq, a predicted model, not a curated record
GGUGGUGAAUAGAAGAAAGCUAUAGUAAAAAUCAAAUUCCCAUAACACAUACGCUCUUCACUAUUAUGUUCAUUUACUUAUUUUUAUUUUUUCGAAGGUAUAUCUCUUUCAUUUAGAAUAUUUGACUUUGUUAAUUUUCGUUAUUAUAGUUAAUGGCCAUGUCCAAUUCUCCAGCUAAUAUUUUGCAUAAUAAGCACUCUGUUCAUAACAGCUGUUGAAUAGCGCAACCCUCUGCGCGGAAAUACAUAGCAAUAUAUUGCAUUGCUGUGCAUUACCGUUAAGGAGUAAAAAGUUAUCACUGAGCUGAAAAUAUUUUUAAGAACGUCGUAUAUAUUUAAUUAUAACAAGUUUGUAAAAUUCAAUGCAUUAAUCCGAAUUAUGUGGUUGCCGAAUGAAAAAGUAACAGUCUCAAAACAGCUACAAUGCUUCAUAUGGAAUAUCCUCAUCAAGCUAUUUAUGCACCGCUAAACCAGGUGAUUACUGAUUCCGACGAGGAGUCAGAGGAGGAAAUCCAUAACAGUAUCAAACAUAAAAAGCAGCAAUUACAACAGCAACAACAGGUUAAUCAGAACGGAUGCGUUGUUAAAAAGGAGCCUCCCAGAAGUCUCGCACUCCGCCAACUACAGAACGACUUAAAUACUACUCAUCAAAAGCGUAACGAUUCGCUUAUUUCAUCAGCAAUAGGUAAUAAUUCAUUAAACAACCCAAGGCAAGAGCCGAGGCCCAGCAGUUAUACGACUAACAUGCAAAACACGUUCCGAUCCGUCAUGAUGUCCGAUAUAGGAUUAAAUGACCAAGCCAGCAGUUUCUCAAGUUUCAAUAGCGACUAUGACGAACGUAAUCAUCUUGAUGCUGAUAACGUAGCCAUUUUGGGUCGCGGUAGCUCAAAAGAUCUCAGCACCCAUGAGCCUAUGACACCAGCACGACGAUGUUGCUUUAUAUCCUCGUUACUUUUAUGUGUGUUUGCUGUUUUCGGUUUUGUUUGGUUGGUGCCCUGCAACAAAUCAUGCCCCGCACCUGUGGACCAAAUACGAACACACAAUUGGCUCAACAAUUACACAAAGAUCGAGCUGAAAGGCGGAGUUCACGUGGUUGGCGGCUUACGAAGUUGGGAAAAUAAUUUAAUAUUCUUGUAUCGCGGCGAUGCGUUCUUCCCCAACAACAAUAACGCCAAACGUAACGGUAUCAUAUCGCUAAUUGGCAGUUCUGGUGCUGUAGCCUGGUAUGAUGCAAUGGUCGAUGAACCUGUAGCCAUCGACUGCACGCUAAUCGACGUAGAUCAAAAUGGACGUUCUGAUUGCUUGGUGCUGGAUGAAUUUGGUGAAUUAGGCGCAAUAGAUCCAAUUUCUGGUAAAUGGCACUGGCAUUACAAAGAACGAUCCCCACAUAGAGUCGAUGAAUUGGAUUUUCCUGUAAUACUGCCCGAUUUAGAUGGAGAUGGGGUAUUAGAGAUAUUAAUGGUAACUAGCAUUCCUUAUGAACUGCGUACACGCAAUCUGGUGCAUAAAGGUGAAUUACGUGCUGGAAAUCAUCGUGUAGAAGAAAGAAAUUUCUUACGUAUGCUCUCCGGUCGCAGCGGCAAACCGAUGGGUGAUGGCUUUAAGGUACAAGAUUGUGAUGUAUUGCAUAAAUUACAAUUGGAGAAUUCUCAAAAAGUGACAUUCAAUUGUUGGCGCAAUAAUACCGAAGCGCAACGAUCCAAGAGCUUGGCAGACCUAUAUGCCUUAAUAACAAACAAAUCGAUUGCAACCGGGCAAAAGCUUUUACCCGCUUCCAAAAUUGCGCAACAUCGCCACUACGGCCAACGCAAAGAAACCGACGCGCAACGCAACAUUUACUCGCUCAGCGGUCGUGAACUGAUCGUGGAAAAUCGCGGCAAGUGCCCAGAUGAUUGCAAUGUUACUUUCGUGCUGCGCGAGACACACGGCAACAAAACAACCGUCUUGCGGAACUUCACAAAUCCCGCUAUGUAUGGCAUGGUGCCGGCACAAUGGCAUUUCAAAAACACCAAAACUGAAAUGUCGGGCUUUGUAAUGAAAUUCUGGAAGUGGAACAACCAAAAAGACGCACUACGCCCUCCAAGUAAGGAUGAGCCCGCAGCCUAUGCAAAUAAUGCGCGCAAUACGGCAGCAGCAAAUAAGAAAGCCAAAACUCACAUGGGCAAGGAAAAUGCCACGAAAACCACCAAACAGAACCACAUCACGUCCAAUAAAACGAAACGCCAAAGUGGUAAUGACAAACUGCACACCGAAGAGCAGCUGGUACAUGACUUCCCCACGAAGACAUUCAGUGCAUUUGAUCACCUCAUACAAAAGCGACACACCUACACAUUGCCACUGGCCGAGCAGAAUGUAACCCGUCUGCGACGUAGCAGUAACAGUAAUUUACUGCUGAACAAUUACAAAAUGCACAUGAUCACCGAAACUGUAAUGCUGGUCAUAUUCAUCGGCGCGGAUUAUCGCAUCGAAAACACUUCACAGAGCAAUAUUGUGCAAUUCUGUCGAAAUGAUCAUAACGAAAUCGUGUGCCAGCCGGAUCUGAAUAACCAGGAGAACUCCAUGCUCAUUGCCGAUUUCGAUAUGGAUGGCUCGCAAGAAUUGGUUUCAUAUUCGUCGACUUUCACAGAGCAUGGAGACGAUCCGGAAGAUUGGAAGUUGGUGACAUAUGUGCGAUUGUUGCGCCUACAGGCAGAAAUGCCAGUUGUCUAUGGCGAGAAAUUAGUUGAAUAAAAUAAUAUAAACGACGAUAGUUCAUGCGGUAUAACUAAGUUAGUAAAAAGUAACGAUUUUGUAGCCAUU